AAAGUAGCAUUAGAACGUCUUCAUUCACUUGAACUGGAUCUUGUCGAAUAUCUCUUUCUUAAAGUCAUUUAUUUCUUAAAGCCAGGUAAGCUCCAAAUGCAUUAUUUAACUGAGUACAGUGUAAAAGUGUAUGGUGCGUAGAUGUAUAUUUGUGCCGUCUAUGUAUAUAAUAAUAAUAAUUUAUUAAUUUGUACUGCGCUAAAACUAUAGAAUAUUCUAAAGCGCUUAAUUACAUGAAACAGGAAGCUAAUUUUAAAAUUUCCCUACGUUAUUUACACAACAUUUAACUACUAUAAGCAUCUAUUUAAAAAUAUUUAAAAACAAGAAGUUUUAUUGAAUGUACGCAUCUCUAUACAAAAAUGUCUUAAGAUUUGUCUUAAAAGAAUCCAACGAAGGUGAAAGCCGAAUCUCACACGGUACUAAGUUCCAUAUAUAGAGUAGGUCCUGCUUUCAAAAAGGCACGAUCACCAAAAGACUUUCUACGUGCGCUUGGAACAUGAAGAAGCCCUACUUCGUCCGAUCUCGAAGAGUAGUUAUUACUUUGUUUAUAAGUCAACAUGUCACGAAUAUAUUUGGGAGCCAAUCCAUGUAGAGCUUUAUAAACCAACAGUACGAUCUUGAAUAUAACACGGUAUUUAACCGGUAACCAAUGCAGUCUCAUUAAUGCCGGUGUCCCAGGAAAUUUGGCCCCCCCAAAAUUUGGCCCCCCCGGGCCAAAUUUCCUAGGAAAUUUGGCCCCCCUGCCAUAUUUCCUAGGAAAUUUGGCCCCCCCUUCGGAAAUUUGGCCCCCUCGAAAACAUAGUUUACUUUAUCGCUAUAAGCUCGGAAAUCGUGAAGCUUCUUCUAAAACCAAGAUCCUAAAUUAAAGUGUUUGUCAGUAUUUAUAGUUAGUUUGCAUAAUUUAUUUGUGUCGAAAUUCUUCAUUGCGGCCAAGAGCUAAAAAUCGUUUCCUUUAUGUACUAGAUAAAACAUGAGCAGCCGAUCUGUAUCUCAGGGGCGUAGGAAGCGGGGGGGGCACGGGGGGCACGUGCCCCCCCAAAUUUUUUUAAAGGACUAAAAGUGCCCUUUUUUGUGAUAAAAAGUGCCCUUUUUGUGUUGAAAAGUGCCCUUUUUUGUGAGGAAAAGUGCCCCUUUUGUAGAAGCUAAUGUCGCUGUAAAUACUAAAUUAAAACAAUAGGUGCCGUUUUUGUGUGGAAAUUUACAAAUUUUUUUUAAAAAAUUAGGUCACAAACAUAAAUUUCGGUAUGAUACGACGGAAAAUUUUCCUCAGGAGAAAUUUCUCCCCCCCCCCGUCGACAACAUUUCCGGGAAAAAUUUUUUAGGUGCCCUUUCCGAUAGUAAUGUGCCCCUACAAGCCGGUGCCCCCCCAAACUCCAGGUGCUUCCUACGCCCCUGCUGUAUCUGAUAUACAAACUCGAGCCGAAGGCGUGGAGAGUUUGUAUAUCAGAUACAGAUCGGAUGCAAAUGUUUUAGUGUUCCUACCACUGUUACAGUACGAUGCAUUACAUAUUGUGUAUAUGUAAGUAAAAUGCAUAGGAAAAGUUUUUUUUACGAAAUAACCACACAUUUGAUUUUGUUUUUCGAACAAACGUUUCGACUUAAAAGUCUAUUUUUACCCUAUACUAAUGCUAAUUACUCCCUGUUAUUUAUUAGACGUGUGGAUAUUAACAUAUUCGCCAACGCAUGAUGUCAUCGUUUGCUAUAAAAGUGCGGUUGUUAUUCUGACUAAUUUUAUGCUAUGUGACUAAAUUUAUAGAUCCAAAUAACUUGUAAUAUCUUAGAAAUUCCUAUCUCUAAAAAUCGUUUUGUGUCCUUAGCUUAAAGCUAAGCCAUUAUGCUUUAACGUUGUCCUCAACAGAUACCCAUGUGUGAUGUGUCUGGCAUGACUGCACUAGCACAUUAUUAUUUUUACGCUUUCCUUCAAACUUUUAGCUCUUGGCCGCAAUGACGAAUUUCGACACAAAUAAAUUAUGCAAACUAACUAUAAAUACUGACAAACACUUUUAGGAUCUUGGUUUUAGAAGAAGCUUCACGAUUUCCGAGCUUAGGGAUAAAGUAAACUAUGUUUUCGAGGGGGCCAAAUUUCCGAAGGGGGGGCCAAAUUUCCUAGGAAAUAUGGCCCGGGGGGGGGGCCAAAUUUCCAAGGAAAUUUGGCCCGGGGGGGCCAAAUUUUCGGGGGUGGCCAAAUUUCCUGUGACACCGGUAGGUGUAAUAUGAUCAAACUUAGGUACGAGACAUAUAACACGAGCAGCAGCGUUUAGCACUUUCUGCAAUCGAUUUAAUUGAUAUUUUGGAAUUCCAUACAGCAAAGAAUUGCAAUAAUCCAAAUGGGAUGUAAUAAAUGCAUGAACUAAAAUUUUGGUAGCAUCGUCAGUUAAGUAUUUCCUGAUUUGUUUGAUAUGGUAAAGUCUUCGAAAGGCCUUGCUGCAGAUUUUGCUAAUAUGCAAAUUCAUGGACGUGUGAGUAUCUAACCAAGACCCAAGAUCACGAACAGCGCCUACCGGAGAAAUCAAUACUUCUCCUACCCACAAUUUGUCAAUCGAUACCUUGGAUAAUUGCUGACGAGAGCCAAUAAUAAUAAAUUCUGUCUUGCUACUUUGAAUAAAAAGACGAUGUGCAGUCAUCGAGUUUCGAAGCUCAUCAAAUACAAUCUUCCAUGCAUUGCUUUAACAGCUGACUCCUGAUGCAAUGAGUUCUGAGGUUUAAAAGAAAGAUACAAUUGUGUGUCAUCUGCAAAAGCAUGAUGACAAGGCAGAUGUUUAGAAAUUGCUUUAACAGCUGACUCCUGAUGCAAUGAGUUCUGAGGUUUAAAAGAAAGAUACAAUUGUGUGUCAUCUGCAAACUGAAGCAUGAUGACAAGGCAGAUGUUUAGAAAUAAUCUCAGAAAGGCCAGACACGUAAUGUAAAAAUAGAACAGGACCCAGGCAGCUGCAUUGGGGAACUCCAGUAGCAACCAUAAACUCGGAGGACUUACACCGAUCAAUGACAACUUGCUGCUUUCGAUUAGCCAGAUACGAUCUAAACCACUGCGCUGUCCACUACUCCAAAAUCAUUCUUGAGGAUAUCAAUAAGAAUAUUAUGGUCUAUAGUGUCAAAGGCAGCACUCAUGUCAAGCAUAACAAGCAACGUAACCUCUUGGUUGUCCAUAUUAAUAAGUAUGUCAUUCUGCACUUUAAAAGCAGCGCAGUUUCAGUUGAAUGGAACUGACGAUAUGCUGAUUGACUGACAGGCAGUGGUGCAUUUUCGUUGCAGUGAUUAACUAAUUGCGACAUGACAACUUUCUCAGCUACCUUUGCAAGAAAAUGAAGAUUAUUAACAGGUCUAAAAUUUUCAAACACUAAAUCCAUACCAAGUUUCUUAAGACGGGGAUCUACUUGCGACACAGGAGAAAAGGAUUUAAGCAAUGUUCAGUAGUUAUCGGAUUAACACGUACCAAUCUUAUUAAUUUCGUCAUUGAUAAGUUCAAUCUUUCGACCGAAAAAUUAAUGUUCCAAAUUCGUUCGCCAGAAUCAACGGAUCCUCAUAAGUAAACAUUCAGCUGACUUCUGUUUGGACAAUGAAUUGAUAACACGAAACAAUUUCUUAGAAUUGCCUGAGCAUUUGUCAAUUAAAUCAGAAUAAUAGCUAGUCUUUGUUUUACGAAGAAGGGCACUGCAUUUAUCUCUAGUCUUAUAAUAAAGUUCUUUAUCAUGGGAACAACCAGAUUGAAGCAUUUUUCUUUCGCAUUUCCGUCGUUCAGCUUUAAGCUUUUUAAGAUCAACAGUGAACCAAGAUACAACAGGUUUCAUAACCAUCUUUUUCGUCUUAAUAGGAGCGUGUUUAUCAAGAAGAUUUAACAAAGUCGUAUCAUAACAACGUGUAAACUCAUCAAUAUCCGAAAAGGAAUUGACACAUAUAAUUCAGACCCGGAAAUAUCAUUUUUGAACAUGGGAAUGUCUAUUCUUUUCAGCUGACGGAAUCGAAGUUCCUUAACAACAAAAUUUGGCUUAGGCAUAUACAAAUUACACUCGAUGAACGAAUGAUCAGAUAAAGCCAACGUAGAUUCUAAUUCAGUUAUAAUCACAUCAUUAAUUGAUCUAUAUAUUAUAAGAUCUAGAGUAUGUCCUAAAUAUGAGUUGGAAAGGCCACAUGUUGGGUUAAACCAAAUGUUCCCAAAAGCUCACAAAAUCUUUUAGCAUUAGUAUCGUCAGUAGAUUCAACGUGGAAAUUAAAAUCGCCUGAAAUAAGUAACCUCUCAGUUGAUAUUACAAUACUUUCAAGGUAGGCUAAGUAGAAAAUUCCUCAAAAAACAAACUCACGGGUUGAGGAUAGUUAGUAGAGGAUGGCGGACGAUACACACCAACAAGUUUAAUAACUUGAUUUUGAAUCGUUAUACAUUCCACUCAGAAAAUUCAAACGAUCUGAACUGAUUAGCGUCCAUUAACUUAGUUCUCAUUAUACUCUCAGUGCAUAACUCCAACUCCCCCGCCUGAUCUAUCAUUUUCUCUGGGCGAAUUUUGAAAACAGUAACCAUUAGGAGAAAGAGCUGCAAUCGUAACAGAGUCAGCAUCUUUCAGCCAGGUUUCAGUAAAAACACAAAUGUCAAUGAUUAGAAUUCACAACAUGGUCAACAACAUCUGCUGUUUUGUUUCUUAGAGACCAAGCAUUAACACAAGCAAAUCUAAGACAAGUUAGUUUCUUUGGCGUUGCGUCAGCAUCAUUUUGGUUUCUUAACGAUUGAGGCAAGGGAAUAUUAAUUAAGUUAUUAUAAUUCACACCGGUAAAGUUUACCGUGGUAGAAUUUUCCAAUGUUUCGGGACUCAGUAAUAAAAGUUGAACCAUCCUAUUUUGUCUCUCAUCGAGAGAUCCGUACAAAAACCCUCAUUGUUGGUUUUUCUGCGAUUGUUAUGACUUUUGUUUUUGUAAACACAAUUGCAACAUUAGUCAGAGACGUAGCUGCGGGGGGAAUUGAUCGAGGGAUCCGGAAUCCUCCACUUUUCUUCAGGUCCAACUUUGUAAUUCUUUCAAAACUGAGAAACUCUAGGUGGUGCGGGGUGUAGCCUCUUAAUGUUUUCAUCUAUGGCAUAAAAUAUAUCAAAUCUUUGAGAUUGUCAUAAAAUAUUUCUAAAAUGUGUGAAAUAGCGUUUCGCAGACCCUGAAAAUAGAAAUUUUUCCAAGGGACCAUGUCCCUGGACGACCAACCCACUGAACCCAGCGGGCAAAAUGACGUUUAUCCAACGUUGAAUCAACGUUGGAAAUGACCUUCCAGACGUUGGAUAGACGUUGAAAAAGGGUUGACUAUGCAAAUUGAAUCGACGUUAGUGUUUCGACGUUGAAACAACGUUGAAAUUAGGUUGCCAAUCUCCUGAAUCUCGUCAACCAUAAUUCAACGUUGAAUCCACGUUAAAACAACGUUGAGAUUGGUUCACAAAUCAACGUCGUACAUUUAACCAUGAACUGAACGUUAAUUCAAUGUCUGUUGGCUGCUGUUGAACCAAUGUUUGUAAAACAACGUCAGAGUAACGUAGAUAUUACGUUGUCCACGUCGCAACUUUUUUUCUACCAAAUUUCAACGUUGAAACAACGUCGUGUGCCCGGUGGGAACCCCCCUAGUUGUUCUGCGUAUUCAACGAUUAGACCCCCGCUCACUCGUUUGGGACAUGCUACGCCCCUGACAUUAGUUCCCUCCGAAGGCUAUAUCAAUUAAUUCUCUGAACGGCGAAAUUAUAUAUAUUACAAACCAUCUGCUGUAUAGUUGCGUAAUUGCAACUGAAGUGAUGGCGGUAGCCAAUAUUUUCAUUCAAAACAAGUUGUCUCAUGAUCGUUCAUGGUAAAUAUAUACAUGCAUGCAUGGGCAUGUACUAAUUUUCACAUGUCAAGGUCAAAUAAGAACAAAGGAUAUAAUAAAGUCAAACAAUAAACACCUCUUAUAAUGACGUCAAACAGAUAUGCGAUGUCCCACAGGACAAUGCAAGCCGAUGAUGAGCCAAUAAAUUUCAUAAAAACAUAAUUUGCAUUGCGAAUUGGCACAUAUGGCACAUGUAUGCAUAGAGAUCCGCAGGAGGCCAUGUGAGACUAAUACUGCAGCUCAAAGGGGUUUGUAUUAGCAGUUUCAACCCGCCCGAAUUCCCCCAUCCGGACUGUUAAAGGUAAUUUCUGUAGAUGAACAUUUGAAUUUUCGAGAGAAAAUUGUAUACAUGUGUAAAGGUGACAUGACACGAAAUUUUUAUCGUCCCAUUCGAAAGAAUCCUCAAAUCAACUGGUAAAAUUGUGAAGCAACUUUUCUUCGAAUUGACAUCUAUAAAAAUCCUUCAACAAAUUUUUAAUAAUAUAUGUUGUAGUUAUAUAUUAGCGUCAUUGUUUCUUGCAGACUAGCAUGUGGUAAGAGCAUGAAACUGGUUUACUCUUUUAGUUGUUCGAGGAUUGCAAGAUGUGGUGAAAAUAGAACAACUUCAAGACAGAAUGCAAGAGAUGUUACGUCAAUACGAAGAUACACUUGAUCAAGCAAGUGAUGGUGUUCGUUUUGGAAGAAUUCUUCUUGCUGGGGCGUGUAUUGGUCGUGUUCAUAAGAAAAUUAUUGAAGAUCUCUUCUUUAAGCCAGAUAUUAUGUGUGUCCCUGUUGCAAAUAUUCUCAAUAACUUGCAUUUGUCGCAAGGAUAUGGAACAAUGUAAAUAUUCUACAGUCUAUCUAUGACCAGCCAUACAUGUAGCCGGGGCGGGUUCCUGGGUCGGUCGCUCGCUUCCAUAUGACUAACCUGUAGCCGGAACUGAGCAAGAAUGCAAUUUUUGCCGGAUUUCAUAUUUAUCGUUCCUCAGUAGCGUAUAUGCACGUUCCAACAAAUCCCUCUGACCGCUCCAACAAAUCCUGAAGAUUUUCCGAUGUAUUGUGUCUGAAAACCAUUUUCACUCAAAUAUAUGAUUGGACUCUUGUACCACAGCCCUCCAUUCGCAGAAGCGUUUGCAGUUUUAGUUAAUUUACUAUUUUAGUUUUACACGCAGCCUGUAUACCCAGAAAAUGUAACCAGAGCUGGUGCAACAUCACUAUAUCCUAAAGCCCUGGGGCCGGUUGUUCGAAAGUCGAUCAGCUUAACCCCCUGCAGGUUAACCUAAAAUUCAAAGCAAACUUCCCAACAGCUUGUCUAUAAAUUUGAAAAUAUUUCUUCAGAAAUCUUGUCUGGGUCGACAGGAGUUCACUUCUCUGAAGUUUUGAAAUAAACAGACGUGUAGAAAUACACAAACCAAAACAGUGGGUUCAAUUUUAACCGGGGGUUAGCGCUAACCCACCUUUGAACAACCGGCCCCUGGGCAAACUAGGAAAUAUUGUUGCAGAAACAUUGUUUCCUGCCAAUGUUUCGCCAUGUUUCCCAGAGUGGGCAAACACUAGGAAACAUUAGUGAGAAUUUACUGAGAAACAUAGGGAAACAUCAAAUGUUUCUGAAUUUGCUAGAAAACAUUUUUGCUUCUCGAAUCUCGGGAAGCAAAUUUUGUUUCCGCAACAAUGUUUCCACGGGUGGGCAAACAGGGAAACAUUUGAGUUUCCACCGAGAAUCACAAAUGUUUCCACAACAAUAUUUCCUAGUUUUAAGUCUUUAGUGAAUUUGAUCCAAAUUUUAUAUUACAACGUGCAUGCAUGGAAUGUACUUUAAGUUCAAGUAUAUAGCCUACGUAAGUAAGUUGCUUAUCUUAAAACAGAAGAAUUUAAAUUGUCAGGAAGGUGAUUUUCUUGCCUUUGGUAUAUUGUGCAAUAUGUCAUAAAAUCCGUGGAAGUUUCACUUAAACAUAUUAUUAAAACAUCACAACGUCACAAAAUUAUAAACGUACGUUACUCAGUAUUUAUCUUGAUGCGAGAGUAAAUCUGAGAACGUAGUCGAACUUGAGUAUAGACAUAGUAUAGUUUGUAUAAUAUAAUUAAAACUCUUUCUCAAAAGUUUUGAUAAUUAAUAUUCAAUCAACUGUAAUCUGUGCAGUAUGAAUUAUAUAUAUACUAUUGCAGACUGUGGUUAUAAUUUAAUCAUAUCGCGGUGUAGUUCAG
Molecule: messenger RNA, 8011 nt
Organism: Paramuricea clavata
Lineage: Eukaryota; Metazoa; Cnidaria; Anthozoa; Malacalcyonacea; Plexauridae
Source: the annotation of a GenBank genome assembly